UUUUAAUAUAACGAUGCGGCGGAAAACAUUAUUCUACACUGUCAACAUUAUAAUACCUUGCAUGGGUAUUUCCUUUCUCACAGUGCUGACGUUCUACCUGCCGUCUGAUAGUGGAGAAAAGGUGACGUUAUCGAUAUCUAUCCUCAUUAGUCUCCACGUGUUCUUCCUUCUGGUUGUGGAGAUCAUCCCGCCAACGUCCCUGGUGGUGCCACUUCUAGGAAAAUAUUUAAUUUUUGCUAUGAUCCUAGUAUCCAUAAGGUGAGUAACAGCU
Molecule: messenger RNA, 271 nt
Organism: Acanthoscelides obtectus
Lineage: Eukaryota; Metazoa; Arthropoda; Insecta; Coleoptera; Chrysomelidae
Source: the annotation of a GenBank genome assembly